Molecule: messenger RNA, 2091 nt
Organism: Cololabis saira (Pacific saury)
Lineage: Eukaryota; Metazoa; Chordata; Actinopteri; Beloniformes; Belonidae
Product: synaptotagmin-11-like
Exons: 5
Coding region: 29-1615 (528 amino acids)
Biological process (GO): vesicle fusion; cellular response to calcium ion; calcium-ion regulated exocytosis
Cellular component (GO): synapse; axon
Molecular function (GO): clathrin binding; SNARE binding; calcium ion binding
Source: RefSeq, a predicted model, not a curated record
UGCAGACUCCACAUCUCUGCUGUCACUGAUGGACUCACACGGACCGACGAUGCAGUUCCAUCUGGGAGUUCAGCUGCAGAUCCUGCUGGCCGUGGGUCUGGCCGUGUUCUGCUACUGCGUGGUCCUCGGCUGCAUCCUCUGCUGUCGCAGGCGGAAGAGCGUCUCGUCAGAGGACAAGGAGGCGCCGUUUUCCUCGCCCUGUCCCGUCUCGAGGGCGACCGCCACAUUGAUCCAUCCUCCGUCCACGCAGCCUGUCAGACAGCAGUAUGAGGAGCUGGACGGGGACGUGCUGGAGUUUCCCUCCUCUAAAACUGAAGAUGACCUGGCUGCUCUGCCCGGUGACCCCGGUAACCCCGGUAACCCCGGUGAGCCCGGUGAGCCCGGUGAGCCCUGCCCGACCGGGUCAGCCGACCCCAUGAGGUCCCCGAGGUCCUUCUUCCCCAUGCGGCGCCUCAGCUCCCCCGCCGCCCCCGCCUCCCCCGGGAAAGCUCAGAGUCACGGCCGAGCCUCUCUGCCCUCCCUCACCAAACCGAGCAUCGCGUCCAAAUCCCGCCAUGCGAUGGUUCGACGCUGCACCGUGAGCGGUGACGGCUUUGCUUACGACGAGAGCAGCCGCCUGACGGCCAGAGCCGCCGGAGCCCCCGGAGCCGCCGGAGCCGCCGUCCGGCAGGGGGAGGCUCAGCUGUCGCAGUACGGCUCCGGCUCUCUGUCGUCCUCCUCCCCCAAGUCGGCUCCUAUGCUUCACUUCUCCCUGCUGUUCUCCGCGGCCUGCGGCUCCCUGGUGGUCAAGGUCCUGGGGAUCCUGCUGGACAGCCGGAGGCGCAGCGGGAUCUUCGUCCAGGUCAGCCUCCCGCCGCUGUUCCCCAGGCCCCAGGACGCGGCCCCGCGGCGGCGCGGCUUCAGCCUGGACCCGCGCAGCCACAGCUUCGUGCUGCAGGUGGGCUCUGCGGAGCAGCUCCGGAGCUGCACGCUGAAGCUGGCCGUCUGCAGCAGGGACUUCUCCGGCCUCAGAGAGACGGCCCUGGGGGCCGUGGAGCUCCCCUGUGAGCAGAUGGACUGGGAACCGGACGUCAUGACUACCCACACCCGGGAGCUGAACCCGGCCAAAAGAAAGAUAAAGAAGCAGAGUGUGAGUUCUCAGGAGACCUCUGGGCGCAGGAAGAGCUCAGUCAGCGUGCCGCUGGCUCUGGGACAGCUCCUCAUCCUGCUGCAGCAUCAGGCGCCGGCCCAGCGAAUCAAGGUGAUGGUCCGGAAGGCCGAGAAUCUGGCCAAGCUCACGCGGAUCCCGGGAGCUCCAGAUCACUAUGUUGUCAUCAACCUGCGACAAGAUGGCAAAGUCAUUUCCUCCAAGGAGACCAAAGUGACCAGUCGUCCGAACCCCGUCUGGAACGCUCCGUUCCUGUUCGACCUCCCGCCCGGCGACGUCACGCAGCUCCCGCUAGCUCUCGAGUUCAUCGUCAUGCAGGGCCGUCUCUACACGAAGAGCAGUAUUCUGGGCCGCGUGCUGAUUGGCCGAGAGGCAUCAGAGGCCGGAGAGGGACACUGGAGGGAAAUGUGCACUCCGGGGCAAACGGAAACCACCCGUUGGCACACCGUCCAGUCAGACGCCCUUUAGGAUUGAUUGAUUAGAGUCCAGAGGGUCCGAGUGUAUCUACGGGCUCGAGGGAGAGAAGCUCGGACCGUUGGAUCGGCCGGCGUCUGGAUGCCCGCGUCGCCUUUGUGAUUAUUUCCACUGUGACUCCUCAAAACCGCAGUAUGUGCAACCGUAUUAUUCUGGAUGUGCUCCAUUAUGCAUGCUGAUGCUGUAACACACAACACUGACACGCUGGCGAGAGGCUACAAAUGAUCCAUUUUGUCUGGAAACAUGAAGGAUUUAUUAAGUAUUAACAGUAUUUUAUCCUUCAGCCUGUGCUUUGCUUUUGUGACCCUGGACUCUAAAAGCCUCUCAGCCCUCAGAUCUCUUGGAUUAAGUAUACGACUGUAUCUGUAGUACUUUCACGGGGUGUGCGUGUCUGUGGAGCCGUGGUUUUAUCGUGUGCAUUAGGAGAAAAGGUUUUGUUCUCUUUUCAUUGACUGGAAUUUACAAUAAAA